UUUGUUUCUCAUUUUCUUAACCAGUAGAGCUUUUUCCAUAACAUUUUCAGUAAACAGAGAAAGCGUUUUAUUUUUUUUGUUUUUUUGGGUUUCCUUUUUAUUUUUGUUGUGAGCUCUCGUUUAUCGUUUUCUAUUUGACCUUGAAAAAUCAUGCUUUGAAGUCUUUCAUUUUUUGGAAGCAGAUUAGGGUUCUGAUCUGGGAUUCCUAUGCUCAGACAAUUGCGGCUUCCUAUCCUUUAAAAAUGCUCUGAAGGAUUUAUUUUGUGGAAUCGUCAGCAUGUGUUUGCUUCAUAUUAGAUUGAAUGCUGGUUUGUCAUCUACUCAAUCAUGCUUAUCCCUCAUCAUUGGUCUUUUUGAAUCUGGUUGAUGGGGUUUGUUCAAGCAAACAAUGAUGGUGGUGGGGAGGGAGGGUUGGUGAAUAGAGAGAACAGUACAUGGGAUGAGGGAAAAGAAGUUAGGAAUGGAAUGGUGGGUGAGGGGCAAGGCUUGGGCUCAUCUGAGGAAGAUGAGCCUGGGAGCAAUGAGAUAAUUGAAGAUGCAAAUAAGGGGUCGGAAGAAGCAAUCCAAGUCCAUGAUGGGCUGCAGAAUUCGCAGCAACAGCCUCAAGGGUCAGCAAUAAAUUGGGAUAGUUUUCUCCCCAUUAGAUCACUGAAGGUUCUUCUGGUGGAAAAUGAUGAUUCGACACGCCAUGUAGUUACUGCUCUGCUUCGGAAUUGCAGUUAUGAAGGAUAGACAUGAAAUAAAUCCGAUCCCACUUGAUUUCUGGCCACUCCUAAUUUCCAUAAGGCACCCACAAUUUACUGCUGUUGCAAACGGUCUUCAGGCAUGGAAAAUCUUGGAAGAUUUGACCAAUCAUAUUGAUAUCGUCCUAACAGAGGUAGUCAUGCCCUUUAUAUCGGGAAUUGGUCUUUUAUGCAAGAUCAUGAGCCACAAAACUUUCAAGAAUAUUCCUGUGAUUAUGAUGUCAUCCCAUGAUUCUAUGGGUAUAGUCUUUAAGUGUCUGUCCAAGGGUGCAGUUGAUUUUUUGGUGAAACCUAUUCGAAAGAAUGAACUUAAAAACCUUUGGCAGCAUGUUUGGAGAAGAUGCCACAGUUCUAGUGGUAGUGGGAGCGAAAGUGGCACACAGACUAAAAAAUCUGUGAAGUCAAAAAGCAAUGAUGAGUCUGAAAACAAUACGGGCAGCAGUGAUGAGCGUGAUAAUGGAAGUACUGGCCCAAGCAUUCGGGAUGGAAGUGACAAUGGAAGUGGUACCCAGAGCUCAUGGACAAAAAGAGCAGCUGAAGUUGACAGCCCCCAACCAUUAUCACCAUUGGAUCAAUUGGCUGAUGCACCUGAUAGCACUUGUCCCCAGGUAAUCCAUACAAAGCCUGGAACUUUAAGCAACCAGUGGGUGCAUGUUAUUGAAACAAAAGAAUGCCAGGGCAAGGAUGAACAACCUGACAAUGUUGCAAUGGGUAGAGACUUGGAAUUAGGAGUAGCUACAAAUCCAGCUGUACAACUUGAAUAUCAACAUGAGAAGUUUUCAACCUACCCAACAUGCAAGAGGCAGAAUAAAUUGCCUGAAUCAGAUAGUAAACCAUUUGAUAAAGAACACUUGGAACAUAACAGUACAAGUGCCAAUUGUACUGACCCACAGGUAGAAAGCAGAACUUUUGAGAAUCCAAAUGGCCUUUCUGAUGUGUCACAGAUCAAAGACAAGGGAAGCUGUGAAACUACAGAACUGCCACCCCUUGACUUAAGUUUAAAAAGGCUGAGAGGAGCAGGAGAUGUUGGGGCCUGUGUGCAUGAUGAUCGCAGUAUUUUAAGACAUUCAGAUCUUUCAGCAUUCUCAAAAUACAAUACUGCUUCUUCUGCUAAUCAGGCUCCCACAGGGAAUGUAGGAAGCUGUUCUCCACUCGAUAAUAGCUCAGUUGCAAUGAAGACAGAAACAAUGCAUAAUUUCCCCUCUCAUGUGGAUGGCAUUCCUCCAAAUCAGCAGUCUAAUGGCAGUAGCAACAACAUUGACAUGGUCUCUACCACCAAAUAUGCUAUUCCCAAGUCAGAAGCUUACAACGAGAAAUCAGAGUCAACGUCAGCAUUUAAAUGUUUCCAUUCAUCUGCCUUCCAACCUGUAACUAGUGGGCGAAUGUUUCCACCACAGAAAGUCUCAUCUGGGAAGGCAGAUGAUGUGGUAGUUGACGCAGUUCAAGCACAAGUAAUAGGCUCACACCAGCAGGUCCAAGUCCAGCAUCACCAUCACCACUAUCACCAUUAUCAUCACCAUGUCCACAGCAUGCAGGAGCAGCAGCAGACUGAUAAUGACGAUCUCUUUUUGAAGAACAUGGCAGCAGCAGCUCCACAAUGUGGAUCAUCAAAUGUGAUUGGUGGACCCACUGAAGGCAAUGCUGGAAACUACAGUGUAAAUGGGAGUGCUUCGGGAAGUAACCAUGGGAGCAAUGGGCAGAAUGGGAGCAGCACUGCCUUGAACGUGGGUGCAACAAACAUGGAAGGUGACAUUGGGGCAGCUGGAAACAGUGGAGCUGGUGCCAUCAGCGGAAAGGGCGGUGGAAAUAGAGUUGAAGAAGACCGGUUUGCGCAGAGAGAGGCUGCCUUGACUAAAUUCCGUCAGAAAAGGAAAGAGAGAUGCUUUGAAAAGAAGGUUCGUUACCAAAGCAGGAAGAAACUGGCAGAACAACGACCACGUAUUCGAGGACAAUUUGUCCGGCAAAAUGUGUCUGACAACAAAGCAGGGAAAGAUGGGCAAAGCGACGACCCUUCGUCUGCGAACAAUUCUUGUGAUGGUGGUAUUCGAUAACAUAGGCUGGGAUACAGUUUGCUAACCCCACCUUUGUGCCUGAUGGUGAAUUCAGAUUUGUACAGUGAACCAGCACUAGUCGUCUACUUAGGGAAGGAGUGUCUGGGUAGGGUGUUUAGGGCUCUUAUCUUUUGCGAAACUGAAACCCCCAGUGUUUAGAGACUUUGAUCUGAUACUGUAGACCACCUUUUACAACUGUUAACUUCAAUGCCACCAUGGAUGGAUGUUACCCUUGAAAAGGGUUAGACUCCUCCAUGUGAUAAAACUUAUGUCUGUGUGGUGCAUUUCCUAUUUAGUUCAUACUUGAAAGACCUAUUUUCUCGUUUUUGGUGAAGAGAUAAAGGUAUGUUCUUUAGUUUGUCAA
Vitis vinifera (wine grape) is the source of this 3158-nucleotide messenger RNA. Its product is annotated as two-component response regulator-like PRR37. Lineage: Eukaryota; Viridiplantae; Streptophyta; Magnoliopsida; Vitales; Vitaceae. Gene Ontology annotation, molecular function: protein binding. Gene Ontology annotation, biological process: cytokinin-activated signaling pathway; phosphorelay signal transduction system. The record is from RefSeq and is a predicted model, not a curated record. Bases 722 to 2794 code for a protein of 690 amino acids. The transcript is spliced from 12 exons.